Molecule: messenger RNA, 1863 nt
Organism: Pezoporus flaviventris
Lineage: Eukaryota; Metazoa; Chordata; Aves; Psittaciformes; Psittacidae
Product: solute carrier family 2, facilitated glucose transporter member 11-like
Exons: 11
Coding region: 386-1657 (423 amino acids)
Biological process (GO): monosaccharide transmembrane transport
Cellular component (GO): membrane
Molecular function (GO): hexose transmembrane transporter activity
Source: RefSeq, a predicted model, not a curated record
GAAAAACACUCAGCCUAAGCUGCAUGUCAGAGAGGUGAAGAGGGACUCUGCUAUCCUGAAGGAAAGAUAGGAACACCAUCCAGCUCCUCACAGGAACAUGCAGUUGCUUUGGCAGUACAAGUGAGGGGGAGCACUCCCAACAGAAGACGGAUAAACAUUUACCAGUGUUGCAACCAGCCUGGCGUAUCUGGGUCUUGGAAUAAUUAAACCAGCAAAAAGGGUCCCUGGUCACUGCUGGAGGAGGACACAAUUCACUAAAAGCCACAGGGUUAGAAUUUAACUUCUGUGACAUGAUCCCCACUUCUUAGAAUCUACACAUAGAAAACAUACCUCUCAUCUGACAGACUUGACAAGGGCUCUCAGAGCAGGCAGGUUUCAAGGGCAAAUGGCUGGUUUCCUCUCAGACCUGGUUCAAUACCGGAAGCUACUGCUAAUGAUUACGGUGCUAGGGCUUGGGGGAACCCACUUGUCUGGUUUUCAAAUGUCUGUCAUCAAUUACACAUCUCCGUACAUCCAGAAGUUUAUCAAUGAAACUUGGCUGGAGCGAUAUGGGUCUGUGCUGCAACAGGAGACACUCACAUUAUUGUGGUCCUUCAUCGUGUCUAUGUAUUGUGUAGGUGGAACAAUAGGCUGUCUGUGCAGUGGGUUCCUAACAGCAAAAUAUGGAAAGAAGAAAUGUCUGCUGUUCAAUGACGUGGUCCUCAUAAUAGCCACACUGAAUACUGGCUUCAGUAGGAGAGCCAAAUCUUUUGAGAUGAUCCUGAUUGGGCGCUUCCUUGAGGGCAUCGGUGCUGGAAUACACUUGAGUGCCCACGUUCAAUACGCUGGAGAGAUCUCACCGAAGAGGUUGCGUGGCUUUGUAAAUGUGAGCUCCUCUGUGUUUCUUGCAUUAGGAAAAGCUGUCGCAAGAAUUCUUGGAUUAAGAGAUCUUUUAGGAACUGAAGAUAUGUGGAAUGUGCUAUUGUCCUUCUCUGGGUUAGUGGCAUUGAUUCAACUGGUCUUUUUGCCAUUCUUUCCUGAGUCUCCUCCCUAUCUCUUGCUGCAAAAAGGAGACAAACCCGGUUGCUUGAAAGCCAUGAAGCAACUCUGGGGAGAAGGGAAUUAUCUCAUUGAAUUUGAUGACAUGAUGAAGGAAAAGGCUAUAACAAAAGGCACCAAAAUCAUGAAUGUCCUAGAGAUGCUGAAAGAACCAUCUGUGUAUCCGCAGCUGGGCACCAUGCUCCUUAUUUUACUGAGUCUGCAGCUCUGUGGCUUGAGUGCAAUCACAUUCUACACCUCAGAAAUUUUUCAGACAGCUAACCUGAAGGAAAGCAUAAUCCCAUAUGUAUCUCUAGGAGUUGCAGUUUCCGAGCUCAUCUCUCUCAUCUUCUGUAGCUCUAUUAUUGAUCGCUUUGGACGCCGGAUACUCCUGUGGGGUGGUUAUUUGCUGAUGGCACUGAUACUCACACUGCUUGAAAUAAGUCUUCUACUGAGCGAUCAGUUCCUCUGGAUGCGGUACUGCAGUGUUAUUCUUAUCUUUUUAUUCAUCAUUGCCUAUGGGUUAGGACCAGAUGUUCCUUGGUCCUUUUUGCUUCCUCAUCUUUAUUGCUGUCCUGGUCAUUUCAGCGGCUCUCAUCUACCUAUUCCUCCCAGAAACAAAAGGGAAAUCAGCCUCUGAAAUCACAGAGGAAUUCAAAACAUGCCAGGUUAAGAAGAAACGUCAUCAGAUUGUGGAGAAGAAUGCUACUGAAGAGAAGACAUUCUGCACCAAGCUCUGAUAGGUCACCAAGCAACUCCCACUGACAAAAAGCCCUGUCUCAAAAUCAAACUGAAAACUAAACCUUAACAUGGACUUUUCUCAAUAAAAUGUAACGCAAAAUGUAA